CAUCACUGUCAACGAAGAGAUAGCUAAAGAGACUUACUUGUGCACUUUUCUGUCGUCCCCUUACGGAUUAGUGUGAUCUCGGCGUCGUUUUGAGACAUAAUGGCUCUGGCAGCCUACAGACAUCUCCUACGAGCGACACGGAUUGCUUUUAAUGGAGACUUCCAUCUCCUCCAUGCCGCACGAACCCAAGCACGAGCCGGCUUUGACAGCCUUAGCUCUCUUGACCCCAGUUCUCAAGAGGCGCUCAAAGGGAUAGAACAUGCCGAAGGUGUCGCUUCUGUGUUACGACACAACAUUGUGCAAGGACAGAGAAUAGAAGGCACCGAUGCAAUGAAACUCAACCUACACAAAGACAUUGAGCGAGGCGAUAACGAUACUGUCAAAAAUCCUCUGGGAAAGGGUGGCAAAGUGAAAGUGGGAGGCCUAUGAAAGAAGUUUUGUUUGACAAUCUGAUACGCUAUGAUGCUUGUUUGCCAUCUUAUCCGGUUCCCCAACGCCAUGCUCGAGAUAUAAAACAGCGCCUCGGCUUGGAUCAAUGCGAUCAAUCACCCGCCAUACUCGCAUAGGAUACCUCUUCCUGUCCAGGUGGAGCUGUGACAGUGAAGCUUGCGGUCUCUUCGUCUGAAGGGCCCUCGAGAGCUGGGGCACCUUCCCUACCGGAAAUCCCUCGACUACUCGACUGAGGAUUGGAAGUGCUUCCAGUUUGGCGCCCCUCCCUUGCCCACUCCAUCCUCUGCUCCCGGUCGGCAUUGUCGAGCGGCUUGGGCUUGCCCCAUCGGACACGCAGUGGACAUCCUUGAAUUACAGCUUUCCCUUGACACUUUGCAGCAGCAGCUUCAGCACCAUCCCUUGUCGCAUAGUUGAUGAAGGCACAAUGAGCUCUGUGAGAGCAGACAAUCGAUCUGAUUUGACCGAAGGGUGUGAAAAAGGUUCGAAUGGCGUGCUCUGGCAAGUCGUCUUCCACUCCGGUAACAAACAAGGAGGUGAUAUUAGGAUCUGCAGGCGGCAAAUAAUCCUCUGGCUGUGGAGGCCGUGCUGUGCCUGCAACACCUCGGCCGGCGCCUGCGCGAGGUCCGCGUUGUGUAUUUCCGGCUUUCCUCGAAUCAGAUGUCCUUACUGGACCAUAUCCGCUCUUCUUCUGAUCGGGUGGGUUUUCUGACGAUCCUUCGGCUUCCAGUCGUCGCUGCUUCUUGUAAUAUGGCUCGCUUUUUGCUAGUCUUCUCAGUAGAUCUCUAGCCUUCUCAUCUGUCUUAUCGUAAA
This is a messenger RNA of Exophiala oligosperma, 1260 nucleotides long. RefSeq lists its product as uncharacterized. The record is from RefSeq and is a predicted model, not a curated record. Gene Ontology annotation, biological process: mitochondrial respiratory chain complex III assembly. NCBI's taxonomy places the organism in Eukaryota, Fungi, Ascomycota, Eurotiomycetes, Chaetothyriales, Herpotrichiellaceae. The coding region runs from base 100 to 429 and encodes 109 amino acids. The transcript has 2 exons.